ACACUAAACUUUAGGUACCUAUUGAUACCAUACGAUGAAUAUUGAAUACUUAACUUUAAAUUUAUUAUAUACCCUAUAACUAUUACAUUGAAAAUAAAUAUCAAGUAUUAUAGCAACAAUGGCUUCAUCAAAUAUUAAAAAACUCUGCAAUGCAUUUAAUAAAAUGAAGUUAGAUAAUAUAAUUGUUCGGUCUUACUAUCAACCCCCACGAUACCGUCCUCCCUAUUGGUUUCUCCCUAAAGAAAGAGUGAUAAGUGAAGAUAUGUUGACACAAGAAAAUAGAGAUUUUAUUGAAGAGGUAAGGCAAGACAAACAAAAUUUGCAAAAAGCAAUGGAAUCUCCCUUGUCUAAAGUGGAAUCAGCACAAAUAACUCAAUGGACACCAUUUACGAGAAGGGUGGGGUUGAUUGCUCGUAAAAUAGGAAACUAUCCUUUAUGGUCUAAGGAUGGCAAAAAGUUUCAAACUACUUUAGUACAGGUUGUAGAUAAUCAUGUCAUUAAAUAUAUACCACCAGAAGAGUAUAAGCCAAUGCAAACAAAGAAACUUUGGAAAGAAAAAAGAACACUUGGGUGCAUGUUAGUGGGUUCAGAAACAAUAGAUCCCAGUACAGUCACAAAAGACUAUUGUGGAUUAUUCACAAAUGUAGGAAUGCUGCCAAAGAGACACCUUUGCAGGUUCAUGGUGUCACCUCAUGCACAACUACCUACCGGCACCCCUUUAUUUGCCACUCAUUUUAGAGUAGGCGAUUAUGUAGAUGUUCGUGCUAAGACGAUUGAUCGCGGUUUCCAAGGGGUUAUGAAGAGGUGGAAAUUUAAAGGAAUGCCUGCAUCACAUGGUGUGACAAAAACUCAUAGGCGACCAGGAAAUAUUGGAGGCGGAGGUGAAAAAGGUCGAGUUUGGCCGGGAACCAAAAUGCCUGGACACAUGGGUAAUAGUUGGAGAAUUUUGAGAGGUGUCAAAAUUUUACGAAUAAAUACAGAAUACAAUGUGCUGUGGAUGCUUGGGGUUGGAAUACCAGGUGAAACCGGUGCCAUGUGCUACAUCUAUGACACUAUCCUGCCAUUGAGAAAGCUAAAGACCUCUCCACCAUUCCCGACUCAACCCUUUGUUGAAGAUCUACCGCAAGAGUAUUUUGAUGAAGCAGUACAUCCAUUUGACGAAUCAACAAUUACAUAUGAAGAAAGCUAGUAUAAAUAAGUUAAUCAUUCAUUUUCGUUGUCUUAACUAUUAGGUGUAUUAAUGAAUAAAAGAUAUAAUUAGA
Messenger RNA from Leptidea sinapis, 1262 nucleotides. RefSeq names its product 39S ribosomal protein L3, mitochondrial (gene mRpL3). Gene Ontology annotation, molecular function: structural constituent of ribosome. The transcript has 6 exons. The coding region runs from base 119 to 1189 and encodes 356 amino acids. Lineage: Eukaryota; Metazoa; Arthropoda; Insecta; Lepidoptera; Pieridae. The record is from RefSeq and is a predicted model, not a curated record. Gene Ontology annotation, cellular component: mitochondrial large ribosomal subunit; ribosome. Gene Ontology annotation, biological process: translation.